Geodia barretti is the source of this 597-nucleotide messenger RNA. NCBI's taxonomy places the organism in Eukaryota, Metazoa, Porifera, Demospongiae, Tetractinellida, Geodiidae. The record is from the annotation of a GenBank genome assembly.
CCAGUUUGGGAAAAUAAAUACCGUUGCUGGGUAGAUAUCGGACUGAAAAAGGACAUCGCAUUCGCAUCCGUGGUAGUCCUCAGUUUUCCCGAUUUGCAGGUGGUAGAUAGCGUGGUUACUGAAAGCCCUGUUCGUUUUCCUUAUAUACCGGGGUUGUUGUCCUUUCGGGAAAUCCCGCCGCUACUCGCAGCAUUCACGCAGUUGCAAACCGAGCCUGAUCUGGUGAUAGUAGACGGACAGGGGAUCGCGCACCCAAGGCGGUUUGGACUCGCAUCGCAUUUGGGACUGAUUUUGGAUAAACCGACGAUUGGAUGUGCCAAAUCCCGGCUUUGUGGACAAUACGAGGAACCGAAAUCGGAACAGGGAUCUUAUACGUACCUGAUGGAUAAAGGAGAGGUAAUCGGUGCCGUUGUUCGCACGCGCAGGAAUGUUCAGGUGGUGUACAUAUCCAUAGGACACCGAAUCUCCUUGGAUUCAGCACGCACAUUGACACUCGCAUGUUGUCGAGGCUACCGUUUACCUGAAACGACCCGUUAUGCGCACAAGGCUGCAUCCAGUAAAGUCCCCCAAAAUACGCCAAUGAUUCCAACACCAUGA